Messenger RNA from Oikopleura dioica, 1275 nucleotides. Lineage: Eukaryota; Metazoa; Chordata; Appendicularia; Copelata; Oikopleuridae. The record is from the annotation of a GenBank genome assembly.
AUGGGAUUCAAGACUUGUACUCCUAACCAAGCCCUUGUCGUUUCCGGUGCCUGUAUCUCAGCAAAAAAGAACAAAAACAUCAUCGUCGGCGGUAAAAAAUGGGUUUGGCCGAUAAUCCAAAAGUACAGCAAGCUUUGCCUGAACACAAUGUCUCUUGAAAUCCAAUCCAUCAAUGUGAACACAUUGAAGGGCGUCCCAAUUUCCUGCAUCGGCGUCGCGCAGUUCAAGAUUGCCGGUCAAGACAGCAUGGAUCUUCUCCAAAAAGCAGCGCAGAAUUUUCUCGGCAAGAGACCUGACCAGAUUCAAUUUCUCGCCCGCGAAACAAUGGAGGGCCACCAGCGAGCGAUCAUCGGCGAAAUGGAGGUCAUCCAAAUCUUACGAGACCGCAAAAAAUUUGCUUCAAAAGUCAUGCAAGUUGCUCUUGAAGACUUCAAAGCCCUCGGGUUGGUGCUUGUUUCGUACACGCUCAAGGACAUUAGCGACAACAACGACUACCUCAGAUCAAUUGGAAUAGGGAAAACCUCGGAGGUCAAAUCCAGAGCUAGAAUUGGACAAGCUCAGGCGAAAAUGCGAUCGGAAAUCGAACAAUCUAAGGCGCAUAAGGAACGAAUGCAGAAAAAGUUCGCAAAUGACUUGAUUGUCGCUGAAUCUAAACGAAACAUGGAUCUGGUCGUGGCGAAUAACUAUCAAAAAAUCCAUACCGAAAAAGCCAUUGCCGAGUUGGCGCAAAAACUGCAGGAAGCCAAGACAAAACAAGAGGUCAAAAACGCUGAAAUGGCGGUGAAAGUUGCUGAGCGAAAGCGACAGAUUGAAAUUCAAGAGCAGGAAAUCCUCCGACGAGCGAAAGAACUUGAAGCCAACGUCAAGAAACCAGCCGAGGCAGAAAAGUACCGAAUGGAAGUCGCCGCCGAAGCCGCUCGACAACGACUCGUCCUUGAAGCCGAGGCCGAAGCUGAACUCAUCAAACUUCGAGGAGAAGCCCAGGCUUAUGCAAUCAACGAGAAAGCCAAGGCAGAGGCUGAACAGAUGCGAAAGAAGGCUGAAGCAUGGAAGCAUUAUAAAGAUGCUGCUAUUGUUGACAUGGUUUUGGAAACUCUUCCAAAGGUUGCUUUGGAAAUCGCUUCUCCAAUCGCCAAUGCGCGAAAAAUCACCAUGGUCGCCACUGGAAACGGCGAUAUUGGCGCUGGAAAGCUCACUGGCGAAAUUCUCGAUGUUGUCGCCAAACUUCCUACUGUUAUUGAAAAUAUGACUGGCGUCAAACUUGCUCAGACUUAA